Molecule: messenger RNA, 2590 nt
Organism: Lotus japonicus
Lineage: Eukaryota; Viridiplantae; Streptophyta; Magnoliopsida; Fabales; Fabaceae
Product: 6-phosphofructo-2-kinase/fructose-2,6-bisphosphatase-like
Exons: 23
Coding region: 154-2379 (741 amino acids)
Biological process (GO): fructose metabolic process; fructose 2,6-bisphosphate metabolic process
Cellular component (GO): cytosol
Molecular function (GO): ATP binding; 6-phosphofructo-2-kinase activity; starch binding
Source: RefSeq, a predicted model, not a curated record
ACAACAAACAACUAGCACACUUACACACUUGGAUAAGGCCCAUUCAAAUAUUCAACACACACAACACACACAUGAGAUUGUUAUUCUUGUUCUCACAACGUAACACCUCCUAUUCUUCCUCUAUUUCCUGCACCGUUACAAAGCUCUGAAGAAAUGGCGACAAGUGGUGGUGGUAACGAAGAAGAACAACGAGAAGGCCUUCUCCAAACGCCGCUACAAAUCCCUGAAUUGCUCUUCGUUUCGCUGAAAAUGGAGAACCCCAAGACCCUUUUCCCUCACGUUUGUGGCUCCCUCCCAUUGCUUGGUGCUUCAUGGGAUCCUUCCAAAGCUCUUUCUAUGGUAAGGGAAUCGGCGUCAAUGUGGGAAUUGAGCUUUGUUGUUCCACCAAAUCAUGAAGCUUUAGAUUUCAAAUUCCUCUUAAAGCCCAAGGAUAUCAAUACACCUUGUUUGGUUGAGGAGGGUCCAAGUCGCUUACUCAUUGGGGGAGCAUUGCAGGAUGGAGCCAGGCUUGCUUUGUUUAAGUUUGAUAAUGAUCAGGUUGUUGAGUAUCAAGUGUUUGUUGAAGCGAGCAGGGUUUCUCCCUUUGACCUUGCAGCUAGUUGGAGGGCGUAUCAGGACCAUUUCCAUAUUUCGCCUGUACGCGGGAUACCUGAUGUUAGCAUAAAUUCAGAACCUCAGACAAGUGGCGAGAAUGUCUCUUGUGUGAGUUUGGAACUUGAUCUUGAGCAUUAUGUUGUCCCAGCUCCCUCAACUUCUGCAAAUGCAAAUCCUGUAUAUGCUGCUAACUUGACAGAGAAUCCCAGAUCACCUAGUAAUGGGUCAGCCAGCAAUUCAAACUCCCCCAGAGAUGGCGAUGUUUCUAUUGAUCAACCUGCAAGAGAGAUGGAGGUCCAUACUCUAGAUCUAUCAAAGGUGAAUCAAAAUCCUGGAAUGGUUAAAUCUCAGUCAGUGGGAACAAUCUCAUCGCUGCAAAAGGAAGGUGCUCAGAGGAGACUUCUAAUUGAUAGGGGUGUUGGAUCUCAUAAACUUGUAAAAUCUUCUAGUUCAAUUUCUCUGACUACUGAUCGUAGCUUGGAUACUGAUACAAAGAAUUCAAUUCCAGCAGCUGCUGGAGCUGUCGCAGCUGCUGCCGUUGCUGAUCAGAUGCUGGGUCCCAAGGAGGAGAGAUAUUUGGCAAUUGUCAUGGUGAGUCUGCCAGCUCGAGGUAAAACUUUUACUGCAGCUAAACUUACAAGAUAUCUUCGUUGGUUAGGUCAUAAUACAAAGCACUUCAACGUUGGUAAGUAUCGUCGGCUUAAGCAUGGAGCUAAUCAGUCUGCUGAUUUCUUUCGAGCUGACAAUCCUGAAGGCGUGGAGGCACGUAAUGAGGUAGCGAAGCUGGCGUUUGAAGAUAUGAUAUCUUGGAUGCAUGAAGGUGGGCAGGUUGGAAUAUUUGAUGCCACAAAUAGUAGCAAGCAGCGAAGAAAUAUGUUGAUGAAAUUGGCUGAAGGAAGAUGCAAGAUUAUCUUUUUGGAAACAAUAUGCAAUGAUGUAGACAUAAUUGAAAGGAAUAUACGUUUUAAAAUUCAGCAAAGUCCUGACUAUGCAGAAGUGUCAGAUUUUGAGGCUGGGUUACGAGACUUUAAAGAUCGUGUAGCCAAUUAUGAGAAGGUUUAUGAGACGGUUGAAGAAGGAUCUUAUAUAAAAAUGAUUGACAUGGCCAGUGGACAUGGUGGGCAAUUACAAGUGAAGAAUAUCAGUGGCUACCUACCUGGCCGGGUUGUCUUUUUCUUGCUUAAUACACAUCUUACACCACGCCCAAUAUUACUCACUCGGCAUGGAGAAAGUCAGGAUAACGUGAGAGGCAGAAUUGGAGGAGAUCCUGCAUUAAGUGAAACUGGAGAACUUUAUAAAAAGAAGCUUGCCAAAUUUGUUGAAAAGCGUCUCAAAUCAGAAAGAGCUGCUUCUAUAUGGACUAGUACGCUGCAGCGAACAAUUCUGACGGCAGGCCCUAUUGUUGGAUUUCCCAAGAUACAAUGGCGUGCCCUUGAUGAGAUAAAUGCUGGGGUGUGUGAUGGGAUGACAUAUGAAGAAAUCAAGAAGAACAUGCCAGAGGAGUAUGAAUCCCGCAAAAAAGACAAGCUGAGGUAUCGGUAUCCUCGUGGGGAGUCUUACUUGGAUGUUAUUCAGAGGUUAGAGCCUGUAAUUAUUGAGCUUGAGCGACAAAGAGGACCGGUUGUUGUGAUAUCUCACCAGGCAGUUUUGAGGGCAUUAUAUGCUUAUUUUACUGAUAGACCUUUGAAAGAAAUUCCACAUAUGGAGGUGCCCCUUCAUACCAUAAUAGAGAUACACUUGGGAGUUACAGGUGUACAGGAGAAAAGAUACAAGCUAAUGGACUGAAAUGACAUAGGUGGGGAAAGAAAGAGAAGUGAAAUUUCUCAUUGUUUUCUUUUCUUUUCUUUUGCAAAUGAGGAGGAAAAAUGAUGAAUUAUCAUGUAAAUUGUAAUCCUCCAAAACCACUAUUCAUUUUCAUGAAGCAUUCUUUCGUUUCCAACUUGAAGAAUUUUCAACAUUGAAACAAAAGAGUAUACAAUUUACUACUUAACUCCUA